AUGGCCAAGAAGAAGAAUAAGAGCCAAAGCAAUGGCGAUUCUCCAGAAACCCAAAUUCCUGCGGGUUCUGCGCCAUCAUCAGCAUCAACUACUGGUACAUCAACUACAUCAACACCAAAAUCAAAAGAUACAAAGUCCGCCCAACAACCCUCAACAUCUGCACUUAUUAUUUGUCGCAACAAACACUGGCGUUAUAUCUCCUCCUUCCAUGGACCAUGGCUACAAUUGCCCCCGGAGGUUCUAGAAGCUCUCGCAAAUAAUAAUUAUGCUCUCCCUCGACCCCGACCGAUUGACCCCGCGGUCUUCUUCGAUAUCUUUAAAAUCCGCCAGCUCGUUGACGAUGCUACGAAUCUCGCAGUGCGCGCCGCCAGUGGUGUAACAUCAUCUUCCCUCACAAAUUCUCUUAAUGCUGGAAAUGGCUUAUUAGGUAAUGGGGGAACGGCGCUGGGUCUGGGGAUUGGAGGAGGGGGCGGGAAUGCGAAAUUGAGUAAAGAACGAAAACAUCGGAUGCGGGAACAGGCGACACAAAAGUUAUCCAAGGCGUAUCAUCUGGAUGAGAUUGCAUGUAGUGUUGCGACCAUGCAAUCUGCUUCUACACUGGAGGACGUAGCCCAGCUUGUCCUGCAGAGAAAUCCCAAUGAUUCGGAUGCCAAAUACGUGCACUUUUUCCAUGAGAAAAUUCCCUCGCGACAACUGGCAGAAUGUACAAGUCUACAACCAUUGGAUGAAGCCAUAGCAGAUAGGCCGAGUGAGGGCGAAAUAUUGAGGACUCGAGCUGUUACAAAAUUAUUUAAGGAAGACUUUGUGGGAGCGGCACAAGAUUUUACUUCUGCUUUACAAGUCUGUAGAUAUUAUCAGAACCAGCAUAAGGCAGGUCGACAACAGAUUCAGCUAGCAAGUGAAGCUGCAGCUGAAGCUCAGCGAAAUAACAGUGGUAGACGGAGAGACGAGUUUAAGUUAGACGAGGAGGACCACCCAAGUAGUCUUGAGACCCAACUUCUAUUUCAUCGCGCUGGUGUGUAUUUGACUAUUGCCUGUCAACACGUUAAUGCAGCUUUACCACCUACGUCCUCCCCUUCAAAGUCGUGGAAAGAUGUAGAGAGGGCCAUGAAGACCCCCGGGUCCUCCAAUGGAGAGACAGCUAAUGGAGAAACAAACGGUGCCAAUGGCACCACAGAUGAAGCACCCGAGAUAACCCCAGCCCAGAAAGAAGCACAUCGAAAACGUCUGGAGGCACGGAAAGUGGUGAAAAUAAAUGCGAAGAGGGCACUAAGAGAUUAUGUAGCAUAUUUGUCGCAUCUGGAAUAUACCCCUGGCCUUCCAGCCGAAAUCACUGAAGAAUUUGUCCGAAAGGUAAAUUUAGCUGCGAAUGGUUACAAAAUUCCGCGACCACCUCAAACCAAGCACAAUAAGAAGGUCCUUGAUCUGGCAAGUAACGCAUCAUUAAGUAAUGGCCAACUUUCCGAUGCACUCAUACCGCAUACUGGCCACAAUGGAAGACGUCGGCCCCAAUCUAGUACUUUUCGACCACCUGAUUUACCGUCUCUCCCUCCAAAUAAAGUCUACCAAAUAUCAUCCUUAUUCUCUGCCACCCCACCAGCCGAUCUUCCUCCUUACCCAGAAACAGCCACAAGUUUAACAACUAAACAACAACUCCGCGCAUCCCAAUCCGAGGCAGCUCAGCACAUACUCGCCCAAGCCGACUGUCAUGAAGCUCUUACCUAUCACCCUCUUCUAACCGAUGCCCUCCAUUCCCUCUUACUUUGUCACUGCCUCGUACAAACCUCCGCCCGUGAACUUCAACGCCACGCCCAUAUGGUCGCGCGACUCGCCCGUGUUUGCGACGGCUAUCCCGUCUUCCAAGCAGCAAGAUCACCAUCCCGCGCCGACUGGAUUGAAGUAGUUCGUCGCAACGACAAUUGGAUCUCUCUUGCCGCAUCUUGGGAAAAUCUGUGCGCGCCCGCGCCGUUACCAGGCCAAACCCUUAGUAAUCAACAGAAGGAGACAGCGGCGGAGAAGAAAGAGAGAUUGAAACAACAAGCUAUCAUGGAAGCACUUGAAGAUGAUCGUGUUCAUGAUGAAGCUAGCUUUCAUGCGGCAGUAGCGGCUAGACAAAGGAGACAAGAAGAGGAAGCUAGGAAGGCCGAGGGAAGAGAAAUACCAAAGCGAUGGGCUCAGGAGGAUGGGAAGGAGUAUCCUAUUAGUACGGAUAGAGCUGAGGCGAUUGUUAGAUGGCUCAGAGAAGCUCCUGUCGGCGGCGAUGGUACCGGGUUAAAGAAAAAGAAGAGAGGUGUUAGGGGGAAGGGAAAGUCUAGGGUGAAUGGCGCAGAGGCUGGUAUACAGGAUUUAAAUCUCGAUGGAGAGGGAGACGGCAAUGAAGACUUCGACAGGAUUGAGGAGGAAGUCGACUAG
Sclerotinia borealis F-4128 is the source of this 2412-nucleotide messenger RNA. The record is from the annotation of a GenBank genome assembly. NCBI's taxonomy places the organism in Eukaryota, Fungi, Ascomycota, Leotiomycetes, Helotiales, Sclerotiniaceae.